Messenger RNA from Frankliniella occidentalis (western flower thrips), 893 nucleotides. RefSeq names its product lachesin-like. The record is from RefSeq and is a predicted model, not a curated record. The transcript is spliced from 5 exons. The coding region runs from base 90 to 893 and encodes 267 amino acids. Gene Ontology annotation, cellular component: neuron projection. NCBI's taxonomy places the organism in Eukaryota, Metazoa, Arthropoda, Insecta, Thysanoptera, Thripidae.
CGACUGACAAGGACGAGAAGAAGGUGCCCGACCCCAGCUUCGUGGACGAGAUUGAGAACGUGACGGCGCCGGCUGGAAGGAACAUCCGCAUGUCGUGCACCGUCAAGGACCUGGGCGCUUACCGGGUAGCGUGGAUGCACUUCGAGCAGUCGGCCAUCCUCACGGUGCACACGCACGUCAUCACGCGCAACCCGCGCAUCAGCGUGUCGCACGACAACCUGCGCACGUGGUUCCUGCACAUCCGGGACGUGCAGAAGGAGGACCGCGGCCGCUACAUGUGCCAGAUCAACACGGCCAACGCCAAGACCCAGAUCGGCUACCUGCACGUCGUGGUCCCACCCAGCAUUUCGGACACGCAGAGCUCCUCGGACGUGAUCGUCCGGGAGAACGCCAACGUGUCCCUGUCGUGCGCCGCGUCCGGCUCCCCGGACCCCGUGGUCAAGUGGAAGCGCGCCGACAACAGCACCAUCAACAUCAACAAGACCUUAGCAGUGACCGAGUGGGAGGGCACCCGGCUGGAGCUGACCCGCAUCAGCCGCGUGGACAUGGGCGACUACCAGUGCAUCGCCUCCAACGGCGUGCCGCCCACCAUGAGCAAGAGGAUCCGAGUCAGCGUGGACUUCCCGCCCAUGCUGCAGAUCCCGCACCAGCUGGUGGGCGCGCCGCUGGGCUCCAGCGUGACGCUCGAGUGCUCCACGGAGGCGCACCCCAUCAGCCUCAACUACUGGACGCGCGAGAAGGAGAUGAUCCACGAGAGCCACAAGUACCACGCUGACACCCAGCGCGCCGACGUGCCCUACAAGAGCCACAUGACGCUGGAGAUUCGCAACGUGGCGCAGGCAAGGGCACACCCUACUUCCGUGGGUUCAAACCACAGAAAACUCGAUGAAUGA